Labrus bergylta (ballan wrasse) is the source of this 3649-nucleotide messenger RNA. The record is from RefSeq and is a predicted model, not a curated record. Lineage: Eukaryota; Metazoa; Chordata; Actinopteri; Labriformes; Labridae.
CGCAAAUGUGUUUUACGCAGUGGCCGAACAGGUUAGGUGACCAUUAAAUAUUUGCGGGCUUUGUGAUAGACGUGAAGGAGAGAGGUAAAGGAGGCAGCGAGGAGAGUGAACGACUUUGUUACUCCGCCCGAAAAUGUGGUGGGAGGGUGCUGAAGGGAAAAUGUGUGAGGGCAUCGGCGAGUUGGGACGCGUCUUUGGAGAGAAAAGGUAGAGGAGAGGGCUCCGCGUAGCUUCAGUGUUUUUUAUUAGUUAAAGCCCUCUCGGAAGGGGAUCCAUCGACUUUUUCGGCGGAGUUUCCAGUCACUGUGAGUCGGCGGAGGAGUCUCAGUGGGUUAGUUUCUUGAUAAUUGGACAUCCUGCCGUCCAUCCAAUGUGCGUAAAGGGGCUCUAUUUCCUCGGCGUCCUGUGUGGACUCGCAGCUUCAGGGGUGCUGCAGGUCAGCGGGAUGCGUAUCUACACAUCUGGGGAGAUGGAGGCAGUAAAUGGGACGGAUGUUCGUCUGAAGUGCACAUUCCAGUCUUCUUCUCCAAUCAACCACAAUACAGUCGUCAUCUCCUGGACCUUCAGACCUCUUAAACCAGGCCGAGAAGAGUCGGUGUUUCACUUCCAGCAGAAAGCAUAUCCCCCUCCGGAGGGAAUUUUCAGGAAGCGUGUCGUUUGGGCUGGCGACAUCAUGGGCCGUGACGCCUCCAUCAUUAUUCAGCAGGUCAAGUUUACCUACAAUGGCACUUACAUCUGCCAGGUGAAGAAUCCGCCGGAUGUUCAUGGAGCGGUCGGAGAGAUUCGACUCCGUGUGGUCACCACAGCUUCUUUUUCCGACCUUGUCCUUCUGGCAUUGGCCAUCGGGGGCGGCAUCGCUGCUGUGGUCAUCCUCCUCAUCAUCAUUUUGUCCUGCAGAAGGUGCAAGAAGAAGAGCCAGAGAGAGCGGGAAGGCAACGAGGAGGCUCCGCGAAAAAAAGAAAGAAAAGACCCCACUGCGUGGUAAGAGCGAGAAAAAGACAUAGGCAGAGGAAGACGGGGAUAGAGAGAGGAACUGAAGAAUUACACACUUCCUCUCUCACUUUCCUUCUAACUCUGGGGUCCGGUUGCUGGUGGUUCUUCUUGAGUUUCGGGGGGCUCUCUGGACACUUCACUUUCACCUUCUUCUCCGACCACAGUCUUUGGAUCCCAAGUCUGGACCAGUUGAUUGGCAGCUGUCAUUAACCAGAGAUAAAUUAAGAAUGUGCCUUUGUGUAGAAAGCUGUGGAUAUGAAGCUCUUAGCCAGACUUCUGUGUAUCUCUUACGUCACCAAGUGCCUUUCUUUUCUGCAGAGAAACAACUUCUUUUUUUUUUUUAUCAUUUGAUCUGUUCCUGUUCAGCUAAACGGGCUUCCAAUCACAUUUCCUGUUUAGAGUAAAUCUUUUUAAGAUGUAGAAGUUGAACAAUGGUGUAUUUCUGCUGUAUACUUCUAUACUAAUACAUGUCGAGCCCCAGCAUAACAGUGCAAACCAAAUGUUGAAUAUAUUAUUUUAACAAACAAUAGAAACUCUGGAACAAUGAAUGAGCAGUUUCUGAGCUUCUAUUGAAACAUCGGUGUAAUGGACAGAUGAUGGGAAACAUUAUGAAACCCAAUACAAAGCUAUUCGAUGAUGUAUCAGCUGUGCAAUCCUCCUCUAAUGUGUUUGUUUUUUUCUUGUCUCAAAGAAGACUCUGGUGUACAAUUCUGUUUGUUUCACUACUGAAGUAUUGCUGUAUUUUUUAAUAGAUUCUUUGGUGUUAUUAAUCCCAUAUUGAGAAAUAAUCAAGGUGCUAUCAAAUAACCAAACCUGAUGCAGAGCACUUGUUGGAAACAGACAUUUAAUUUAGUACUUUUGGAGAAAAAAAACGAAACCAGCACUUAAUUGAAUCGAUCAGCAACUGUGGAAAAUCUCAAAGAAAACCAGCAGCAUCUCGGAUGCUUGAUUGUCUGUUUUGAACAAUGGACUUGUUUUGUCUAUGCAACUUGUUUUUUUUCCGGUGUGUGGGACAUCUUUUCUUUCUCUCUUGGGUUUUCAGAUCUCUCUGCACUGGGCGCUUUAGCUGGUCACUUUUAAAGGUCCUUGUACGCACCAAACUUUAAAGCCAAGCCUCUCAAGGAAAAGCUCACAAUACUGCAUUUGCCGUCAAUUAGAACCUGAUCACAUGCAGAUGUAAACAGCAAUAUUGAUCCAACCUUCGCUCUCAAUUUGGACCAUUUAACCCUAUGUGACGCUAACCUUGUGUCCCUGUUCCUGUGUUUGUGUUGUCUGCCCGUCUUUGUCCUGUCCCCAUUGUCUGUGACUUAUGCACAUGCAUGGCCAUAAAUAAUUCAUGAAUGUGCCAUGUAUUCAUUACCUGGUGUGUGUGUGUGUGUGUGUGUGUGUGUGUGCUACAUUUUUCUUACCGUGUCUGGUGCAUGUCUCCCUGUCCCCUCUAUGUGUGUGUGUGUGUGUGUGUGUCUCAGCCACCCGUCAAGGGCCGUACAUCUUUACAUGUCACAGACGUCCAUAGAGAUUGACAGUUCAGACGGCAUGAUCUCAGAGGCCAGCACCAAAGACCCCAGCUCCUCAGAGUCGGAGGGCCGGAGCACAGACGAAGAGGAUGAAGACGACUCUGACUGAGGAGGUGGGAACAGACAGAGAGGCAGAAAACAGAGGUGUGAUGCCAGUCAGGAAGCUUGCUGGAAUGAUGCCCAGAUGGUACGCAUGAAUUCCACAGAUCAUCCGAGUGGAGACGAGGUGAAAAGAGCCGAGCUGCUGUGUCGAAAAACAAGCACAUUGUUGAAGAAUGGGAGGAAAACUAAGUCAUGUUUUGGUAAAUUUCCGAACAAGAACAAAGAUGAAGGAUUUGAAAGGGAUCAAAAGGGUGGAUUCUUUACUUUUGAGUGAGCCAGGAAAUAUUCAGACGAUGAAAGAAAUGCUGGAUUAAAUCUGCAUGGCGUCCGAUCUUAGAUCCUAGCAGCUGGAUUGGCUAUCCUCCUCAAAGUGAAAAGCACACAUUUGUAUUUAUAACUGUUGUUUGUAGCAUGGACCUUGUAAGGUGUGGAAAGUUGAUACACAAUCAGCUGAAACAUGCAACUGAAAGAAGGAGACGUUUUCUGCCAUGAUGAGCCAUAUUAAUACCUUCAAGCCUGGUUUAUACUUCUGCCUGAAUCUACACUGCAGCUACGUUGUAGUGGCCUAUACUUUUGUGAGCACUACUUACUUGUGCCUUGGUGUGUAUGCGUAGCUCUGCAAUAAUCCUCCUACAAACGCUAGUUGGCAGUCUGAUUUCUAUAUCGCUAGUUGUCGGUUACAACACAUUCUCUGCUUGUUUGUGAGCAGGAAACCAUGGCCACUAAAACCAAGCGUAUUAUGUUGGAUUUGGAGAUGAUACAUUGAGCAGCAGUUUACUGUACUAGCUUGUAGCGUGCUUCCUAUUGCAGAAUUUUUAAAAUGGCAGUGAUACCAGAAAUGUUGUGAAUGCAGAUCAUACAAUGCCAUACUGUGGUCCAAUCACAUGGCUUGGGGUUGCAUCGUUUUGACUUGUAGUUACAUUUUAGAAGGAGAUACACAUCAGGCAGGGAGUUCAAAACCCUGCAGUUCGUCGAGUGUCCACUUGAGACCGACUCCAGGAACACCAGUAGUCACAUACACACCACAGGCAAACAAG